CCCAGCUCAAAGCUGAAAAGUGAGCGGGGGCGCAGAGGAAGAGAAGAGCAUGAAGAAGAGAUGAAGGCUCCAACGCCGUGUUUUUAGCCUUUAACAUCGGAUGCUGACCCAGAACCUGAAUAUGACUCACUGGAGGUGCUCCUGAGUUGGACUCGUAUUUAGCAGGCUGUUACGUCUCAUCCCUAUCCGUUUCCUCCUCCUUACACUGACGUCUAUCCGCUGCUAAAGCAAGAAAAAAUCUCUGAUUACACAUUUUUCCUCCACUGGAAGCAUUUGCCUCUGGCUUUACCGGUAAGCGUUGGAUCCGUCAACUUACUGCGACUCUCCGGUGUACAGCCCGGACCUCUGCCCGAACAUGAUCGCAACGCAGGCAAAGCUGGUUUACCAGCUCAACAAAUACUACAACGAGAGAUGUCAAGCGCGCAAAGCGGCCAUUGCAAAGACCAUAAGGGAGGUUUGCAAAGUGGUUUCGGAUGUCCUGAAGGAGGUGGAGGUGCAGGAGCCCCGGUUUAUCAGCUCCCUCAGUGAGAUAGAUGCGCGUUAUGAGGGGAUGGAGGUCAUCUCCCCAAAUGAGUUCGAGGUGGUGCUUUACCUCAACCAGAUGGGGGUUUUCAACUUUGUGGAUGACGGCUCUCUACCCGGAUGCGCGGUGCUGAAGCUGAGCGACGGCCGCAAGAGGAGCAUGUCUCUGUGGGUCGAGUUCAUCACCGCCUCGGGUUACCUCUCAGCCCGAAAGAUCCGCUCCAGGUUUCAGACUCUGGUGGCGCAGGCCGUGGACAAAUGCAGCUACCGCGACGUGGUGAAGAUGGUGGCCGAUACCAGCGAGGUCAAGCUGCGGAUCAGGGAAAGGUAUGUGGUGCAGAUCACUCCCGCCUUCAAGUGCACCGGAAUCUGGCCUAGAAGCGCAGCGCAAUGGCCCAUGCCCCACAUCCCAUGGCCUGGACCAAACCGGGUGGCAGAAGUCAAAGCGGAGGGUUUUAAUCUCCUGUCCAAAGAGUGUUACUCUCUAACAGGGAAGCAGAGCUCGGCAGAAAGCGACGCCUGGGUGCUGCAGUUCAGCGAGGCCGAGAACAGGCUGCUCAUGGGCGGCUGCAGGAAGAAGUGUCUGUCCGUCCUGAAGACUCUGAGGGACCGGCACCUGGAGCUUCCGGGACAGCCGCUCAACAACUACCACAUGAAGACCCUGCUGCUGUACGAGUGCGAAAAACACCCGCGGGAGACGGACUGGGACGAGUCCUGCCUGGGAGACCGAUUGAACGGCAUCCUGCUGCAGCUCAUAUCCUGCCUGCAGUGCCGCAGAUGUCCCCACUACUUCUUGCCAAACUUGGACUUGUUUCAGGGAAAGCCUCACUCAGCCCUGGAGGCUGCUGCGAAGCAGACUUGGAGACUAGCGAGGGAAAUCCUCACCAACGCCAAAAGUUUGGACAAAUUAUAGAACAGCGCUGAGAGACGUUUUGGGAUCAAAUCUACGAUUUCUCCAACUGAGUCUCCAAGAAAUGUGAAAAAAAAAAAAACGCAACAAAGCAAACCCUUUUUAAAAACGGAGCAAAUUGGGCCACUGCCACAGAAAGAAGAGAAGGUACACAUUUCUGAUAAAUGUAAUACAUUUCCUCAGUCUUCUUUAAAUGUUUUCACAAAGUGAAGAACUUUUUAUUUAAAUAUAUGCACAAAACCGUUAAGUGAAAGAACAGAUUGUAGCGUGCCAAGUUCAUUUUUCCAUUAUGUGACUUAAGAAGAAAUGUUAAUAAAAUGUUGCAAAUUAAAUUAAAA
Girardinichthys multiradiatus is the source of this 1770-nucleotide messenger RNA. It is a transcript of the gene mab21l2, whose product is annotated as mab-21-like 2. NCBI's taxonomy places the organism in Eukaryota, Metazoa, Chordata, Actinopteri, Cyprinodontiformes, Goodeidae. The transcript has a single exon. The record is from RefSeq and is a predicted model, not a curated record. Bases 356 to 1435 code for a protein of 359 amino acids.